Clunio marinus is the source of this 387-nucleotide messenger RNA. The record is from the annotation of a GenBank genome assembly. Lineage: Eukaryota; Metazoa; Arthropoda; Insecta; Diptera; Chironomidae.
AUGGGUUUUUGUUCGGGAAGGGUUGGUUGGGGAAGGGAUAAUGGAACUUGUUCUAACUUUUACAAAUCAUCGUCUUCCUUCAACCUCCACGCGCUGCAUCGACAACAGCGCAUGUUGCAUCAACCAUUGACCAACUGCAAGCUUGAAUUUGCAAUUGAAACUAGUUUCUGGCUAGUUAACACAGUUGUCUCAAGACAUGUUUCUCUGUUAAGACAACGUGGAAAUUUAAAGUUUAAAAAUGGACUUAUAAAAAAUAAAAUUGAAAAACUUCCAAUUUCCAGAAAUAUAAACGGACUUGCAUUUAUUUCCAUGACAUGUGGAUUAUCACUAUCAAAAGACAAUCUUGAACAAUUUGAUGACAAAGUUUGCAGGAUUAGUCAUCUAUAA